GAGCAAAACGGCUGUUGGAUAUUGAGAAAGUGGCUUUGAUUGUCAGGUUUAUCGGAGAGGGGAAAUCAUUUAAUUUGAAUUUGUUGCUUAACAAAGUAGCUGUAGUAGUUAUUUAUAGACUGACGUCAUUUCCACAGGUCGAGAUUGUGUCGCUCGUGAGCGCGUCAAGGUUAACAACAGUUGAGAGGCUCAUCUUUAUCUGUGAUCUUGUCAACAGAAAGACAUCAGCGGGAGAAGCGAGGUGCAUUGAGGCGUUCAGUUUAUGAAGGGUCCUGCACUUUCAAAGGAAAUAGCCAUGCAGUGAAAGUCAUACACAAAAAGGGACUUUUGGGAGAUAUACUAUUCACUUAUCACCUGAUACUUAUUUAACAGUCAGUUUGGAGCCAAUAAAGCUGUCAUGAGUCUGAGAUAUCUUGAUACAGAAAUGACAAUGGAAGACAGAAGCAGCCGCACCGGCGGUAGAGAAAGGCUGGGACUGAGCUUCACUAUUGACUACCUUCUGUUCAAUAAAGGAGUCAAAGGUUCGAAAGAAGGAGCGACAGGAAGUCGUACCGCAGAGCAGACGGUGAACAACAUGCUAAAUCAUCAGAAUCUUAAACCCGAAGAGGUGGGGAUUCGCUCUGAGAGACAGGAGAAGUGGCUACAGAGGUCAGAGGAAGAGACAAAAGAAAAGAAAGUCAAAGAAGAGGAGGGGGAUGAAGAGCAACAAGAGGAGGGGGAGGAGGAAGUGACCACCACCACGUCUACCAGCGGCAGUCCAGAGAAGUCUGCGGACAAACCCAACCAGUCGUACAUAGUGCUCAUCUCCAAGGCAAUCCUGGCGUCAGAGCAGAAGAAACUGCUGCUAUGUGACAUCUACCAGUGGAUCAUGGACCACUACCCUUACUUCAAGAGUAAGGAUAAAAACUGGAGGAACAGCGUGCGUCACAACUUGUCCCUGAAUGAUUGCUUCAUUAAAGCAGGCCGCAGCGACAACGGCAAAGGUCACUUCUGGGCAAUUCACCCAACAAACUACCAGGACUUUUCUAACGGGGACUACCACUGCCGAAGGCCGCGGCGGAGGGUACGCAGGGUGGCAGGACAGCUUCCCCUUUCCUCCCUUAGCUCCACCUACCACCCUGCCCUCGCCCGGCCCCACAGAACGACCUACUGGUGCUGCCCUCAAGUCCAAACACUCCCUGUGUCCUGCUUGGCACCCAGACUCUACUGGCCAUGGUCCAGCGUGCAGCCCCUGGGGUUCCACCCGGGCCUGCAUGCCUCCAUACCCUGAGAGUUAAUAGUUUACAUUAUACUCUCAGUUUGGCCCUGAAUUAUUAAUGGGUAAAAGAGAUAUUUUAGUCUUAUUUACUAAUCAAUACGUCAUUAGGUGAUGUUGAAAUUGAGGUGGACAAUGUUACAUUAUGUUCUGCAAACUAAAGUGAUUUUAGUGUGUUCAUUGAUUAAAUGCAUGAAUUGUAUGGGGCUA
Messenger RNA from Etheostoma spectabile (orangethroat darter), 1465 nucleotides. RefSeq names its product forkhead box Q2 (gene foxq2). The record is from RefSeq and is a predicted model, not a curated record. The coding region runs from base 398 to 1270 and encodes 290 amino acids. Gene Ontology annotation, biological process: cell differentiation; regulation of transcription by RNA polymerase II; anatomical structure morphogenesis. The transcript is spliced from 2 exons. Gene Ontology annotation, molecular function: RNA polymerase II cis-regulatory region sequence-specific DNA binding; DNA-binding transcription factor activity, RNA polymerase II-specific. NCBI's taxonomy places the organism in Eukaryota, Metazoa, Chordata, Actinopteri, Perciformes, Percidae.